UGAGUGUUGAAGUCACCACAAUAUCCAUAAGUGUUAUUUACACAGUGUCCCAGUGAAAUGUCUUACAGCCAGCAGGAUUACCUCGAGGCUGGUUGAGGAUGAGCCCUAUAGUGCGCCUGAAGAUCAGAGGGUGACAUGCGCACUGCGCGCGAGGCGCUCACAAGCCGCGAGGACACAAUGCUGGGAAAAUAAAGCGCGCAGCUUUGCUUCUUGAUGUCUUGCCUUUAUCUAAGACAAGCUGUUAUGACCUGUCCCAUCAGGAAAAGUGUCAGUGUUUGGUUUUCGGCACUGGUAGAUUGACUGCUGGAGGUGGAGGUGGUGGAGGAGGUGGAUGUGUCUGUUUGCUGGGAGCUCAGUGGUGGACCUGUUGAUAGCCCACCGGCGCUGCAAUGGAGGUGCCAAACAGAGAAAGAAUGACAUGUAACUGAGACAGGGAGUCACAAAGAAGACGCCAUUCAUCCAAACAACCUGUCAAGUGUAUAGGAUGGAAAUCAUGGAUGCUCAGCGUGCCUUGGAAGCUGUGGAGAGACUGCAAGCCAAACUAAAGGAGAGAGGAGAGGCCCCCACGCAGGAGAAACUCUCCCUGCUAAAGACCGUCCUGCAGAGUCCCCUGUUCCAUCAUAUACUCAGCUUACAGCAAGCUCAGCGGAAGCCCCCGGCAAAGGGGAAGAUUUCCAAAUCGGUGUCCAUGAACUGUGGCCCCUGCCAGGGCUUGAUGCUGGGCCUAAAGACGCUGAGCCACAGUGACUCCUACACCUGGGCCAUGGAGAACCGGAGGCCCAGCAAAAACAUCCACAGGGACGACAGCAUCUCUUCUCUGGGCUCGCAGGAUCUGUCUUUCUCAGAAAUCUAUUCAGAGAACUGCAUCCACACUGAGUCACAAUACUGCACUCCCCCUCGAAUCUCCCGCACCAUGUCGAUGGGGAGAAACCUGUCUGCUAUUGCUCACGAGAGGCGUCACGUGGAGAUGAUAGAGCUGAUCAAUGAUGGGAAAGGGCUUGGUUUUGGCAUCAUCGGUGGGAGGAGCACAGGAGUCAUGGUCAAGACCAUCCUUCCUGGUGGAGCUGCCGGACGGGAUAAGCGGCUGCGUAGCGGAGAUCAAAUCCUGCGCAUCGGAGAUACAGAUCUGGCGGGCAUGAACAGCGAGCAGGUUGCACAGGUACUGCGAAAUGCUGGCACCAAAGUGAAACUGCUCAUCGCCAGGGAUAUUAUCAAGGACAAAUUCCUCUCCUCUCCUGUCCUCAGCCAGGACAGCUUGGACGGCAAGCUCAAUGACUUGAAUGACGACUACGAGUUCAGUGUGCAGUUCACUAAGAACAGUCGGGGGCUGGGAUUCACCAUAUCUAGCUACAUAGGUGACCUAAACUCAGUCUACAGCGCCGGUGUGAUAGUGAAGAGCAUAGUGAAAGGCAGCACUGUCGAUCAAGAUGGACGCAUCAACAUCGGAGACAUCAUCCUGUCUGUGGAUGGGGUGAGCCUGCAGGGCUGCAGUGAGCAGCGUGCAAUGGAAGUGCUGAGGAGGACGAGUCCUCUGGUCAGACUGAAGCUGCUGAGGAAGGCGGUCCGUCUGAGUCACAUCCUGCCUCCGGUUCCUCCCCUGCAGCCCCUCCGACACUCCCACAGCUUCAACGAGGGGAAUCCCUACAGACGGGGCCUCAACAAGAUUCAAGAGACAGGAAUCUGCUCGCUGCGUGAAAUCUCCCGGCGAGCGGCGUAUGCCAACGGACGUCCCCGACACAAUUCCAGAAACGGUGUGAAACUGGCGCCGGCUGAGGAGGAAAACCUGAGGAAGAGGUGGCAGCAUGCAGUCGGACAGCGAUAUGAAGUUAUUGUGUGUCAGCUGGAGCGUUUCGGUGAGACGAGCGGCCUCGGCAUCAGUCUGGAAGCUCGGGCGGGACAUCACUACUUGUGCUCCGUCUUACCUGAGGGGCCCGUUGGCCAAAACGGCAAGAUCUCCACGGGAGACCAGAUAUUGGAGGUGAAUGGGAUCCCUCUCAUUGGAGAGACACAUAAGGAAGUGGUCAAUAUUCUGAAGGAGCUGCCGAAGCGUGUUUGCCUGGUGUGCUCUCACGUUGUACCCCCUGCGAUUCCCGACAGUGAUGAGGAAGAUGACGAUGAUGCUCAUCUCACCCUGAAAGAGCUGCUGGCUGAGUUCAAUGACAAGUUGGACCAGGGUUGUGUCAUCCCCUGUCCUACAGCUGAGGACAUCACCAAGCGUGGCGUGCCCCCCAUGUCACCUCCUCUGGCCAUGUGGGAGAGAGAGGCUCAGGUGGUCGAGCUGGAGAAAGGCGAGUCGGGACUGGGCUUCAGUAUCCUGGACUACCAGGAUCCAGAAGAUGCCACUAAAACAGUCCUGGUAAUCCGGUCCUUGGUGCCUGGAGGCGUAGCAGAUCUGGAUGGUCGCCUGCUGCCUGGAGACCGACUCGUGUUCGUUAAUGAAAGUGAGCUGGAAGGCUCCAGCCUGGAUUAUGCUGUGCACGUCCUGAAGUCCACCGGCUACGGCCCUGUCCGCGUUGGAGUUGCCAAACCACUGCCGCUGGAACUGUGUGGCGGCUUAACGCCCAUCUCAGAGAGGAGCUUGCGGGCUUCCUGCGAUGACACUGACAGCCACGCUCAGAUCAGCCUGCUAGCUGAGGCUAACAGAAACACUUUCAACUUUGAGGACAACAGCAUCGUCCAGCCGUGUUACGCUACAACGGAAAACCGGCUGCGGCAUCGUUUCGACAUCAUGGAGGACGACGGCAGGCAGCAAGCGCCGCCUCUGCCCCCCCGCACCAGCUUUGAGAGGACAAUCACUGUUGUCCGGGGCAACCGUAGCCUUGGGAUGUCGGUGAGUGCUAUCAAGGACGGCUCAGGCAUGCUGGUGCGCAGUGUGGUCCAGGGGGGCUCUGUUAGCCAGGAUGGCAGGCUGGGGGUGGGGGACGCCAUCUUGGCCAUCAACGGAGAGCCUACUUCCAAUCUGACCAACGCCAGGGCCAGAGCCACGCUCCGCAGACACUCUGUCAUAGGGCCAGAGAUAAGAUCUACCCAUGCAGAUCUUGACAGUCUGUGUGACUCGAAUGACAUAACCUAUGUCCCAGCCCAUCAGGUGGAUGACCACCGUACCCGUCUGUGUUUACCCCCUCUGGCAUCCAUCGGAGCAGACAGCGCCUCUUCCUCGCCUACCCCACUGACUCCUUCUCCAGAACCGUCCAGAUCCCCCGGUCCAGUCAGAGCUGCAGCUCCAGAUCCAGCUUCAUCCAUCCUCAAACCCUCUGCCUCAGUCAAAUUUAAAGCCGCAGCUCCAGAUCCAGAGGUAGUCAGAGCCGCUGCUUCAUCCAAAGCUCCAUUCAGAGGCCUAGUCCCUACCAUCACCCCGGCCCCAGACUCAAGUUGGCAGAUUCCAAAGUCUCUCGCUCACAAGAAGAAGGAGAACGGAAAAGAAGUUGGAGAGAUUGUUGAGUCGAAAAAGGACCAGAGUAGCGCAGAUGGGAAAGUACCACAGCUGGAGGUGCACGGUAAAAAUGAAGGACAAGAGGAGCUUCAUUCUCAUACCACAGUUUCUUGGGAUCAACCUAGAAGUGUGCGGCUGACUCGAGCGCCGGGCCAGUCCCUGGGUAUCAGCAUAAUGGGAGGCAGAGGCAUGGGCCGGAGACUGAGCAGUGGAGAGAUGAUGAGGGGAGUCUUCAUCAAGCACAUCAGCCCCGACAGCCCGGCAGCACAUAAUGGCACCCUCCGGACUGGAGACAGGAUACUAGAGGUGUGCGGUGUGGACCUACGAGAUGCCAGCCAUGAGCAGGCGGUGGAGGCCAUCCGCAGGGCCGGAGACUCUGUGAUCUUCCUGGUCCAGUCUGGACAACACAGAUCUCAGUCCCCUAUGCUUACCAACCAUGAGAGACUAACUCCAACACCGCAGUCUAACUCACACAGCAGCAAGGAAGCAGAGACUCUCAGUCUGUUCCUUAGUGUCUCCCCUACAAACCCCUUCACUCCCACCCCCUUUAAGGUACCUUCGCCGACAUCCAAUAGAACAGAUAGGAGAAGCCCCAUAACCGUCGCAACACCAAUCACAGCGGCAGCUGGAGACGAGGGCGAUACUGGCAGGAAAAAGAUGCUUCAGCGUUAUGGCAGCCUGUCUGGGAAGCUCCAUAUGAUUGAGCUGGAGAAGGACCCUGCUGCUCACGGCCUGGGAAUCGGCCUCUCGGGGAACAAGGACGGUUCCAGGGCCCGCAUGAGUGUCCACGUGGCGGACAUAGACCCUCAAGGACCUGCUGGUUUAGACGGGAGGAUCCGGGUUGGAGACGAGCUACUAGAGAUCAACGGUCAGAUCUUGUACGGCCGGAGUCACCAAAACGCCUCGACUAUCAUCAAUAACGCUCCGUCUAAAGUCAAGAUCAUUCUCAUCAGGAAUAAAGCAGGUCAAACGGCACAGGGAUCCACAACAGAGAGCGAGGACACAGUCGACUCCCAGACGGACUCUGCCGAGCGUGGAGGAUUAUCCAGAGACAUCCAGCACAUCAUCCUACCUCAGGAUCACACAGGUCUUGGCCUCUGCCUGGCACAGGGGGAGUCCAAGGAAGGAGCGGUGGUCAGGUCCCUGAUCCAGCACGGCACUGCCAGUAAGGACGCAAGGAUAAAGGUUGGAGACAUAAUCAUAGCAGUGGGUGAUGAACCUUUGUCAGGACUGUCAAUAUCCCAGGUGUCCAGUUUGAUCCUCAAACACCGGGUCACUGUCAAUCUCUCCAUCAGCCGUGAGAGUCUCUCCUCUUCUUUUCCUCUACCUCCCCCGACAUCUCUUUCCCAUCCCUGCCCUCUCUCUCCUGCUUCCAUCCCUGUCUCCUCCUCUUCAUCACUCAAUGCCACGCAGACCUCUCCCAGCGGGUGCUCUGAUUUGCUCGGAGCAGCUCCCACAUCUCCUGACCUCCUGAGCUGCCCAGUCGUGGCUGGCAGAGAAACCACAAUCGAGUUUUGUAAAGGAAGUGUAGGCCUGGGCCUCAGCAUUGUAGGAGGGUGUGACACUCUGCUGGGGGCAGUAAUAAUCCAUGAAAUAAAUGAUGGAGGAGCAGCACAGAGAGACGGGAGGAUACAGGCUGGAGACCAGAUAUUAGAGGUAAACGGUAUAGACCUGCGACUGGCCACUCACGACGAGGCCAUUGGCGUGCUGCGGCUCACCACCCAGCGUAUUCGCCUGUGCGUCUACAGGCACCAAGAGGCCUACAGGGAGGAAGACCUGUGGGACGUCUUCAGCCUGGAGCUGAGGCCUCGUCCUGGAGAGGGGCUGGGUUUCACCACUGUGGGGAAGAGUAAUGACACGGGCAUCUUUGUGUCAGAUAUCAUCAAAGGAGGCGUAGCGGAUUCAGAUGGCAGGUUGCUGCUAGGUGACCAGAUUCUGUCAAUCAACGGGGAGGAUGUCCGUGCAGCAUCACAGGAACAUGCACACAAACUUCUGCAGAGUUGCAGCGGAGCGGUCCUCCUGGAGUUGGCUCGGUUUAAAGCUGGGCUACAGUACUCACAGCAGAGCCAGGAGUACUUUAAGUUGUGUUUCAUCCAGAGCGAAGACUCUGACUGCUCCACCCUGACCCACUCAAGUGAAUGUGAUGCUACCUUCAGCCACCAGAGGGAGACAGAUAACAAGACAGGGAGCUACUCAUUUCCAGACUACCCUGAGACCAGAAAAGUAAUAAUACAAAAGGGUCCAUGUGGCUCCCUGGGCAUCAGUGUAGCAGGAGGAGUGGGCAGUCCCCAUGACAACGUACCUCUUUUUAUUGCUGCCAUGGAUACCAAUGGACUGGCUGCCAAAACGCAGCAAUUACAGACAGGAGACAGGAUCCUCAGUAUCAAUGACGUGUCCAUGGAGGGAAUGACUCACGUCCAAGCGGGAGACAUGCUGAACAACACCACCGGACCCAUCAGUCUGCAGGUGACAGCGGGUUCAGGUGGGUGCAGCACAAAGGAGCACAAUGAUGUGCAUGCGCGGUCGUCAGGCCAGCCCAGCAGCCUGCCCCGCUUUCACAACAACCUCUGUGCUCGCACAUAUAAGACCAUCACUCUAGAGAGAGGCUCCUCAGGUCUGGGCUUCAGCAUCGUAGGAGGGUUCAGCAGCCCUCAUGGAGACCUGCCCAUCUACAUCAAAACGAUCUUCAACAAGGGGGCGGCCAUAGAGGACGGCAGGCUGAAGGGUGGAGAUCAGAUCAUUGCCGUGAAUGGACAUUGUCUGGAGGGUGUGACUCACGCUGAAGCCGUGGACAUCCUCAAGAAGACCAAGGGAACUGUAGUCCUAACGGUACUCUCUUGAGACGCAGCCCAUUGUGUCCGAUUGACAUUAUGUUUUUACAAAGUAGCAAAGUAGUGAAGUAAUGUAGCUGCCUCCCGUAGCACUGCCUCACACACACCUGAGAAGGCAAAUGUGGACAGUUAAAGUGAUAUAGUUUUGUUAAAAAUCAUAAGAGGAGUAGAUACUGUUAGUUAUCUGAAUUUAGUUCGGGGAAGCUACCUCUAACUGCAACUAGGUGUGUUAAAGGGUAACGGUUUAUUUCAACCCGCACCCUAUUUUGUCCAAAUUUUGUAUCUAAGUGACUUUUGGGGACAACAAUCCAGUACUGAGGGAGAACGCUGCUAGGGCAAGUGAUCAGUGUCAGUGUAACGUUACGUCCACUAAAAGUGCUUGCUUUUGCCGCUGACAGGCUCAGAUUAUUAUUAUACGUGUCUGUCAAAAUUAUGGAAAUGUCGCUACAGAGAAGUGAAACGUUUUUCUUACCUUUCACUUGAUCUGGUCUGUUUGUUAUUGUGUCCAAGUCACGCUCAAGGAGAAGUCU
Molecule: messenger RNA, 6794 nt
Organism: Sebastes umbrosus (honeycomb rockfish)
Lineage: Eukaryota; Metazoa; Chordata; Actinopteri; Perciformes; Sebastidae
Product: multiple PDZ domain protein
Exons: 45
Coding region: 485-6274 (1929 amino acids)
Molecular function (GO): protein binding
Source: RefSeq, a predicted model, not a curated record